AUGUCGUGGCGUAACCAAGGAAUCACAGGAUCUAACAACAUCCCGCUUGGCAGUCGCCGCAGGUUUGGCGGCGAUGAAGACAACAAAAGCGAGGACUCCGCUUCAGUGUCAACCCCAGAUGCUGGAUUCAAACGUGGACGGAGUCCUGUACGAGCUGAACCCCCUGUUGACGGGGUUAAGAAGCGCAAGAAGCGCAACCGAUGGGGGGAUGCAGAGGAAAACAAAGCCGCUGGCCUCAUGGGCCUGCCAACCUUGAUCAUGGCGAACAUGACGAAUGAGCAGCUUGAGGCAUAUACUCUUCACCUCCGCAUCGAGGAAAUCAGCCAGAAACUUAGAAUUAAUGACGUUGUCCCCGCGGACGGAGACAGGUCCCCUUCUCCCGCUCCGCAAUACGAUAACUUCGGUAGGCGUGUGAAUACCAGGGAGUACCGCUACCGGAAACGCCUGGAAGACGAACGCCAUAAGCUUAUAGAGAAGGCCGUGAAGGUCAUCCCUAACUAUCAUCCUCCGUCGGACUACAGACGUCCGACUAAAACACAGGAGAAAGUCUAUGUGCCCGUGAACGACUAUCCAGAGAUUAACUUCAUUGGCUUACUUAUCGGACCUCGUGGCAACACCCUCAAGAAAAUGGAAACAGAGUCUGGUGCAAAAAUUGCCAUUCGGGGCAAAGGCUCCGUCAAAGAGGGCAAAGGUCGAUCUGACGCGGCUCACACUAGUAACCAGGAAGAAGAUCUUCACUGUCUAAUCAUGGCAGAUACCGAAGAAAAGGUUAACAAAGCGAAGAAGUUGAUUCACAAUGUUAUCGAAACUGCUGCGUCGAUUCCCGAAGGCCAAAAUGAGCUCAAACGAAACCAGUUGCGAGAGCUGGCGGCCCUUAACGGAACGCUCAGAGAUGACGAGAACCAAGCUUGCCAAAACUGCGGUCAAAUUGGUCAUCGUAAAUACGAUUGUCCCGAGCAACGUAACUUCACCGCUAGCAUUAUUUGUCGCGUUUGUGGAAAUGCUGGACACAUGGCCAAGGAUUGUCCGGAUCGCCAGAGAGGAACUGAUUGGCGCAAUCAUGGUCCUCCCGUGCGUCGUGGUGGUGGCGAUGCUGUUGACCGUGAGAUGGAGCAACUCAUGCAAGAACUUGGAGGCGCACCGCCAAGCGAUGAUAGCAAACCUCAGCGUCGCAUCGAGGCUGGUCGUGGGAGCUAUGAACAAAAUGACAAUUAUCCUGCAGGCGAUCGUCCAUUGAAACCAUGGGAGCGGGGUCCGACCGGUGGACCUGCCCCUUGGCAACGACCAAGGGAGGACCGGCCACCUCGUGAUGAUUAUCCUCGCGAGCAAGGAGCACCGCCCCCCUGGGCAGCCCGUAACGAUCGUGGUGAUCAUGGUGGCGACCGUGGUGGCCGAGAAAGUCGAGGGGGGAAUGGCUAUGGAUAUGGAUCUCACGGCAGCAGUGGGUAUAACGGAGCCGGUGGACCUGAUGGACACACCGCAUCGGGCGGGCCACCUCCCUGGCAGCAACAGCAGCAGCAACAUCACCACGCACCGGCUCCAGUUCCACCCCCUGUUCCAGCAGCUUCGACAGGACAUGCAGCCUACGGGUACCCUGGUUAUUCGGCCUUCCCGCCCCAUCAGAAUAUGGGGGCCCCUCCCGGUCUCAAUGCAGUGCCACCUCCACCUCCUCCAGGGAUGGGAGCCAUGUUCCCUGGGUAUGGUGCCGGAAGUCCACCCCCACCUCCCCCUCCAGCUGAUGGACCUCCACCACCUCCUCCGAGUGACUUGCCACCCCCUCCCCCUCCAGCUUAAAUUUGUCCUCCAUCAAACCGAACCAGAAAUAUUUUAUCAACACACUUUACUGCUACUGACACCAAGGAAAAGAGAAUGCUUACUUACUCACCUGAGUCCUAAUUAACGUUUUUUAUAGGCUUCCUUUGACCAAAAAUUGUUCUUAGUCAACGUUAACCUCCAAUUCAGAAAUACAGGCAGGUAAUAUGUACUAUGUGGACUGACAGCAGGGAAGGAGAGAAGUAAAAUUAAAAAUAAGAAAAGGGAAUAUUUGGACGCAAGGAGAAGCUUAAGAGGCGUAUUUUAUAUAUCAAAAUAACUAGGACCUUCGCUUUCUGUUUUUCAAACUAAUAUUUUGUGGACUAAUAAUUGACAUUUUGCAUAGGUUUUUAGCUACCUUUUUACUGAUACAUGGUGUCAAUCACUGUACAUACUAGUACAUGUGCGGUAAUCUUGUAUAUAUAUUAGUAUUAUUGAUUCCUCGCCUGCCUUGCACACCAAGGCAGUGAGUGUAUGUAUGUACAGUACUUUACAUGUACAUAUGUUGAUCUGAUGCGCUGAGAUGGAACAGUGUGGUAGGGCAAUGAAGCCGUUCUGUCUCCUC
Molecule: messenger RNA, 2377 nt
Organism: Histoplasma capsulatum G186AR
Lineage: Eukaryota; Fungi; Ascomycota; Eurotiomycetes; Onygenales; Ajellomycetaceae
Product: branchpoint-bridging protein
Exons: 8
Coding region: 1-1794 (597 amino acids)
Biological process (GO): regulation of mRNA splicing, via spliceosome
Cellular component (GO): nucleus
Molecular function (GO): zinc ion binding; mRNA binding
Source: RefSeq, a predicted model, not a curated record